AACAUUCACUACGAGAAAGUGAACAAUGAUGACGGGAAACUUUUGAAAAUGGAGGGCGCCGAAGCAAAAGGAUGAACACAAAUGCUCUUUAUAUUUGUAAUAAUUCAUUGUUUUUAAUUUUACAGUCGAUAAUACGCGAAUGCAGAUGGAGCUCCUGCUGAGCGAUAUUUGCCAGGAGAACAUCGAGCAGUUGCGGGGAGCCCGAAAACAUGUCCAUGUAUACAUGGAGGUGGCACAGAUCUUAAUGGAAGCUGGGUUUGAUGUGUCCUACAAGUCCUACGUCCGGACAAAAAUUGAGAACCUGACCAAAAGUACAGGCAGGAAAAAAUUAAAAUGGGGCCAAGCGGUGGCGCUCCUUCCGCGUGGCAGCACUAUGAGUUGCUCCACUCGUUUCUAGGCGCAUACCGCAUCCACAACAUGGAGCAGAACACCUUGGAGAACGACAAUACUAGGGAAUACUUUGUGGAGAUCUUGGAUGUAGACCCCAAUGACAGGGAAGCCUCUAUCUGCAGCAGCAGUCAACGCUCAGGCAGCACUGCGCCCCCCGCUAAGCGCACAAAGGUGGACCACAAGUCGGAACUUGUGGAGAUAGCUCGAGAAAGGCUGGAGGAGCAGGGAGCGCAGACAGAAAUAAUGUUGAGAAUGUUAAGAACAGCCAAGCUAAAUUCCAGUCGGAUUUGUUGGAGCUGUUGAGAAAAUCAACGAAUUCCUAAAAUUAAGAAUAAAUAAAUAGGUGAAUUUAAAAAUAUAAUG
Messenger RNA from Drosophila subpulchrella, 753 nucleotides. RefSeq lists its product as uncharacterized. Lineage: Eukaryota; Metazoa; Arthropoda; Insecta; Diptera; Drosophilidae. The transcript is spliced from 3 exons. The coding region runs from base 334 to 693 and encodes 119 amino acids. The record is from RefSeq and is a predicted model, not a curated record.